CACGGUUUAAUGCACUUAUUGUAAGUUGCUUUGGAUAAAAGAGUCAGCUAAAUGAUAUGUAAUGUAAUAAUGUAAAAAAAAAUGUAAUUGCCUUGUCAUUAUUUCACCUUUACCUCACCAUUACCUCGUCAUUAUUUCACCAUUACCACUUACCUCAUCAUUACCUCACCAUUGCAUCAUUAUUUCACCUAUACCUUGGCAUUAUUUCACCAUUACCUCUUACCUCACCAUUACCUCGUCAUUAUUUCACCAUUACCUCUUACCUCAUCAUUACCUCGUCAUUAUUUCACCAUUACCUCUUACCUCAUCAUUACCUCGUCAUUAUUUCACCAUUACCUCUUACCUCACCAUUACCUCAUCAUUACCUCAUCAUUAUUUCACCAUUACCUCUUACCUCAUUAUUACCUCGUCAUUACCUCACCAUUACCUCAUCAUUACCUCGUCAUUAUUUCACCAUUACCUCUUACCUGGUCAUUACCUCAUCAUUACCUCACCAUUACCUCGUCAUUAUUUCACCAUUACCUCUUACCUCGUCAUUAUUUCACCAUUACCUCUUACCUCACCAUUACCUCAUCAUUAUUUCACCAUUACCUCUUACCUCAACAUUACCUCGUCAUUAUUUCACCAUUACCUCUUACCUCAUUAUUACCUCGUCAUUACCUCAUCAUUACCUCACCAUUACCUCGUCAUUAUUUCACCAUUACCUCUUACCUCAUCAUUACCUCGUCAUUAUUUCACCAUUACCUCUUACCUCAUUAUUACCUCGUCAUUACCUCAUCAUUACCUCACCAUUACCUCGUCAUUAUUUCACCAUUACCUCUUACCUCAUCAUUACCUCGUCAUUAUUUCACCAUUACCUCUUACCUCAUUAUUACCUCGUCAUUACCUCAUCAUUACCUCACCAUUACCUCGUCAUUAUUUCACCAUUACCUCUUACCUCGUCAUUACCUCAUCAUUACCUCACCAUUACCUCGUCAUUAUUUCACCAUUACCUCUUACCUCGUCAUUAUUUCACCAUUACCUCUUACCUCACCAUUACCUCAUCAUUAUUUCACCAUUACCUCUUACCUCAUCAUUACCUCGUCAUUAUUUCACCAUUACCUCUUACCUCAUCAUUACCUCACCAUUACCUCGUCAUUAUUUCACCAUUACCUCUUACCUCAUCUUGUCAUUACCUCGUCAUUACCUCACCAUUACUUUCUCAUACACAAAAUUAAUAAUAAUUAAUAUAAAUAUCUAAUAAAUGUGUUUCAGAUUUCCAGUCAGGAUGUCAGAUGAUGAAGGUGACCAGAGGAAGGUGGAGUCCACCAGCAGGAUGUGGGCGGAGUCUCAGCCAGGUCCAUCCAGGUGUCAGCCCAGCAGACAGGGUUACUGUGGAUACUGCAGAGUCCUCUACAGCAACCUGGACCAGCACCUGUCCAGUCUCAGACACCUGGAUUCUGUCCGGGUGUCCUCCCUAGGCUCCAGCACUGUCUCCUCCUCCAGCAGCAAAACCAAACUAACUCUGCUAGAGCGCUUCCUGCAGGAUGUCCUGCAGCACCACCCGCACCACUACUACGACCCCAGGCCGUCUCAUGCUGACCUCCCAUCAGUUUCCACCCCUCUGUUGCCAAGGGCGGUGCUUGACGAACUCCGUUUCUCUGACGACGACAGGCGAUCGCUGGGCACCCGUGAACACCUGUCCAGCUCUGACGACGCCUCCUGCCAGCCAGCCAAUCAGCAAGAAGAUAACCGCACACACAUCCAAUCAGGAGAGGGAAGUCAGGAAAGGCUGUCUAAGCCAAUCAGAGAGCAGGAAGAAGGAGAGAUCAUCACCGCAGGGAACACGCUGUCAUCACAUGUACAGGCCCCGCCUCCAUACCACCAGGCCCCGCCCUCUGUCCACAGGAAGGCCCACAGGAAGACUAACAGGAGGAAAACCAGCACCUCCUCAACCUCAGCACCAGGUCCAGACCCUGGUCCCCGGCCCCGCACCCAGCCAAGGCCCUGUCUGGACCCUAGUCCCCAGACCCGCACCCAGCCAAGGCCCUGUCUGGACUUGGGUACCUGUCCAGACCCUAGUCCCCAGACCCGCACACAGCCAAGGCCCUGUCCAGACCCGGGUACCUGGUCUACCGGGGACCACAGCGACUCUCUGGACCGGACCAUCGAGGAGGUGAUCCAGGUGUGUCGUCAUGGCGGUUCCUCUCCAGAGAGCCUUCACUUCAGCCUUCCCGUCUCCACGGAAACACAGAGUGACGACUGGGACUCUCCUGUACAGAGAGGACACACACUCGGGGACACACCUGUCCAGGUGAGCCCAGCGGGGAGGCAGGACUUGAGUUGUCUGAUGGAGGUUCAAGUGGACCUGCAGGACCAGGUGUACUCUUACCAGCUAGACUCCGCCCUCCACGGCGAGCAUCGGACAGGGGGCGGGGCCAGGCAAGACGAGGGCUUCUGGAGUUUGCCGAUCGAGGAGGUCUUGCCGGCUCCGGAACACAUCCCGGAAUCCUUCAAGAGGAAGACCUGGACCCAGAUAGAACAGGAGGACCAGAGGAAGGUGGAAAAACUGGUCCGACAGUUCAGAAGGGGGAGAUUCAUCUGCUACUUCGACACAGAGUCUCUGGCCAGGUACGGUAGGAGGAGCCAAAACAAAGGGCGUGGUGAGAACAAGGAGGCGGAGCCAGCAGGUUUCUUGCCACUAUUGGACCGUGAUGAUGAUGACUCAGCGUACGUUAGGAGGAGGAGGACGGGGGCCUUCAGAGUGGCGUCCAGGUGUCAGGUGGUCAAAGUCAGUCACAGCACGCAGACGAUCCGAUUGGUCAUCCCAGCCGUCUGCGAACCAGCUUCGGAGACUCUGCUCACUAGUGUCCCUCCAGCCAAUCAGGAGGCAGCAGAGAGGACUCCUGAGGUGCAGAUAUGGCGCUGCCUCCCUCCGUCGUACUCAAACAUUGUCACACCUCUGCAGCCUCGUACCUCUCUGGUCUACCUGCUCUGCUCCCCCUCAGGCUCCACCCCCACCUACACACCUGCACCAGGCUCCGUCCUCAAACGCUGCAGGAAAAAGAGGCGCCCGUUGGACACGCAGGUUUUAAAGGUCAAAUACAAACAACUUCCUGUCAAGUUCUACGACCCCAGCAGUAACCGCAUCCUGAAGAACCCCCCUAAAGGCUUCACCCCCUCCAGCCCGCCCCCACCCUGCGUCCGUCAGCUGUUCAGAAGUCUGAGUCUGGACCUGAAUGCUGACAGGCCGCCGGGGGCUGCAGGGUCCUCCAGAGUCAAAGGUCAGAGGUCAUCAGACACGCCCUUCAGCCAUGCCAACGGUUUCCUUUUGACCACGCUCAGUAGGGACUCAGAAAAGACCGUCAGGAGGCGGGGCACGACAGCUCAGGCCCUUCCCUCUCACAGCAGGUCAGAGUGGGGGAGGAGAGGGAGGAGGGACAGGACACGCCCCCCACCCUCCAAGAGAAGAACCAGGGCUCAAGCCACCCUCCCACUGCCCAGGAGAGAAGGUCUACGUCGGGCAGCACCCUGCAGUCGAGUCCCUGGCUCUACAGGCCGGGGAAGGGCCCGCAAAGGGCGGGGCUAGGACAGGGGGCAGAGGUAGCCGGACACCUAUGCAGGUAGCAGCCUCAUUUAUUUACUUACUCACAGUAGAAGGAGCUGCUGUGAGUUUAUUGAUAUCAAUAUUAGAAUGAAAUCAUCAAUAUAAACAUUUUAUUUUAUGUUUAAUUAUGAUUUUUAAAGCAUAUAUUGUACAUUUUAAAUUGUAAUAAAUCAUGAUAAUUUAAAUAUGCACACAAAUGAAAGUGAAAUUUGAUGAAAUUAUUUUAUUAUAAUGUUGGCAGCUGUAUAUUUCUGUAACCCUAAACACACCUGGUCAGGUAAGACAUGCCUUUUCUUCAGGUAUUGGUUUUUGAUUGUUUUAUACUUUUACAUCUGGUGUUUAUUUCAAUGAAUUCAUGUUGAAUAAACAACUUUUAGAACCUGA
Messenger RNA from Cyclopterus lumpus (lumpfish), 3970 nucleotides. RefSeq names its product zinc finger, DBF-type containing 2 (gene zdbf2). The record is from RefSeq and is a predicted model, not a curated record. The transcript has 9 exons. The coding region runs from base 1244 to 3568 and encodes 774 amino acids. Gene Ontology annotation, molecular function: nucleic acid binding; zinc ion binding. NCBI's taxonomy places the organism in Eukaryota, Metazoa, Chordata, Actinopteri, Perciformes, Cyclopteridae.